Molecule: messenger RNA, 3701 nt
Organism: Hyla sarda
Lineage: Eukaryota; Metazoa; Chordata; Amphibia; Anura; Hylidae
Gene: RBSN
Product: rabenosyn, RAB effector
Exons: 12
Coding region: 228-2516 (762 amino acids)
Molecular function (GO): metal ion binding
Source: RefSeq, a predicted model, not a curated record
CCGCUCGACUCCCAGACCACUAUCGAUUGCUCGGCGCUCAACUCUCUUAGUCAGGCGGCCUGGGAUCGAGCGUCGAGCUAUCGAUUCCGGGAGUGACAGCUAUGGCGUCCGGCGAAGAAAGAGGGAGGGACGCCGCCAACAGGGGGUGCGUCUGAAUUGCUGCAGGGUUUCUGCCAUCUUGAAUUAUUUCAGCCUCCUUUUAAAGGUUUGGUGAGCCCAGGUCACUUAUGGCGGCACAGUACAAUGCUCCGUUUGAUGAACAAGGUGAAGUGCGAGAAGGAUUCCUGUGCCCGCUGUGCCUGAAAGAUCUCCAGUCCUUUUACCAGCUGCACUCUCACUAUGAGGAGGAGCACUCCAGUGAGGACAGGGAUGUCAAGGGUCAACUCAAAAACCUGGUUCAGAUUGCUAAAAAGGCAAAGAAUAAACUUCUGAAGAAGGAGGGAGGCGAGCGGGCCGAGGGUGGAUCCCAGGAUCGCUAUGAGGCUUACAGCUAUGGAGGAGUGGACCCUUGUAUGUGGGACCCACAAGAAAUAGGCACAGUUCGUAGUCACCUGUCAGAAUUUAAGAGGCAGCGAGCCGCUAGAAUUGAUCACUAUGUGGUGGAAGUCAAUAAGCUUAUUAUACGUCUAGAAAAGCUAACAUCGUUUGAUCGUAUUAAUACGGAGUCUGCCAAGAUAAGAGCCAUAGAGAGAUCGGUGGUACCAUGGGUCAGCGACCAAGAUGUGCCCUUUUGCCCAGACUGUGGGAACAAAUUCACCAUUCGCAACAGACGACACCAUUGCCGGCUUUGUGGGUCCAUAAUGUGCAAGCGAUGCACAGAGCUUAUCACCAUUCCAUUUGCCAAUAAAUUAACUAGCGCCAGCAAACACUCCAUCUCUACCCAUGGCAGUCCAAACUUAUCCCCAAACACUAGUGCUCAGACCUCUCGUCGGGGCAGCAUCAGUAGCCUCAGCAGCGUCAGUUCUGUUCUGGAGGAGAAAGAUGAUAAGAUCCGCUGCUGUCAGCACUGUAAGGACACACUACUAAAGAGGGAAAUGCAAAUGGAUGAGAAGGACCACACACCAGAAAUUGUCAAAGUCUACCAGAGACUCCGUAUCUGUAUGGAGAGAGUGGAUGAAAAGGCUCCUGAAUAUAUCAGGAUGGCGCAGUCUAUAAAUGCUGGGGAGACAACCUACAAUUUGGACCAUGCUAACAACCUGAGAAUGGAGGUCCAGAAACUUUAUGAGUUAAUAGAUGCUUUAAGUAAGAAAAUACUAACCCUGGGAUUAAAUGAAGAACCCAAACCCCACCCUAAAAACCUACAGCUGCAGAAGAUGAUCAGAUACUCAGCGACAUUGUUUGUGCAGGAAAAACUGCUAGGGUUAAUGUCUCUGCCAACUAAGGAGAAGUAUGAAGAGUUAAAGGAAAAACGGAAACUGGAAAAUGAGCAGAAACUACAACGAGAACGUCAGGCUGCUCUUGAAGCACAGAGGAGAGGAGAUGAGAAACAAAAAGACUCUUUCGUGCGGUCCUCUGAUGCUGUGAAUGGCGUGCUUCAGCAGAGAGGCCGCAUUCGUAAAGUGGAAGGAUGGUUACCGACAUCUGGUGUUACUCGAAAUCGAGAAACCUUUGACCCUCUCCUCCAACAAAUUGAGAACAUAACUUCCUACAUCCAGCAGGCUCAGGCGGCCGGUCGCGUGGACGAAGUUCAUAUGUUAAAAGAAAACCUGAGGCAGCUGCAAGAUGAAUAUGACCAGCAGCAGGUGGAGACAGCCAUAAGGAUUUCCAAAAAGCUAGCAGAAGAUGAGGAAAUGCAAAGAGAACAGCUGGAGGUACUUAGAAAAUGUGAGGAAAGCAGGGAGCAGAAGAAGAAUUUGUCCCAGCAAAAUAGAGCUCACUCCUUGGACUUUGGAGACCGUCGGCAGAUGUCGGGAUGGCAGGAUAAACACACGGCAGCGCUAGAUCUCCAACUUCCUAGACAAGAUGUUAUUCCUGUGCAGCCUCCGAGUCCUCAAGACACAAGACUGGUCCUCCCUUUACAUAUCUCUCCUGUUCUCCCGAGUAAAACUGUGAGCAUACCUGUGUCCUUGAAUCCCUUUGAGGAGGAAGAUGAUGUGUCAGAGGUGACCCCUUCAGACCAGAUCCAGCAGAAUGGAAACAAGGAAUACAAUCCAUUUGAUGAGGAUGAUGAGGAAAAUCCAGAAGAACAAGGAGGAAGCACCCAUGAGAUUUCACAAACCUCUUAUAAUCCCUUUGAAACCUCUCCAGAACAUGACUGUACACCACAAGUUCCAAAAAAUCAAUUUAAGGAGGAUGAAGGAGCUUGCAUCGGGAAUCCAUUUGAGGAACCUGAUGAUUUGGGAGCAAAUGAAGAGGAGUUGAUUGAGGAGGAUCUGCUUCUACAACAGAUCGAUAACAUCAAAGCUUAUAUAUUUGAUGCCAAGCACAGUGGAAGGCUGGACGAGGUGGAACUCCUAACUGAGAACCUGAAGGAACUAAAGAAGACCUUGGCCAAACAGAAAGGACAAACAAAGUGAUCCAGAAUCCAAUGCUUGGUUGUCAUAGUCCACUUCUACAUUACCGAGUUCUUACCAGCAAAGCCUAUGGUAUCAAAAGCAUUAACCAGACUAUGCUGGGGUGCUUCAUAAUGACCAGCACAACUGCUUUUGGAUCACUACUGUAUAUUUCUGGUAAAUGUAUACAUUGGACUGGAAAGGUGGGUUGGAACUUUUAUUAACCCUUAUGCUGCCUAACUUUGUGCCACUGAAUGUGAAGGGUCCUUUAAAGGUUCUAUUUAAUCCCAUGAGCCCAUAAUAUGGAUUAAUCCUUAGGGAUAUUAGCCACUGUCCAUAGAAACGAUAUUACAUGGACCAUAUGAUGGUUUGAGGAGAUGUGAUCUCGACAGAAUGAUCUGUUACAUCUUAUAACACUACAGAACAUGGUAUACAAGCAGAGACCAUAGGAUAUUAUGAGAUAUGGGGAAGCUGUCGGCCUGUUGUUUGUCUCUAAAUUGUGAGCCUUGUAGAAAAGAUGUGAUCACUCGCAUAACCUGAUAACUAGAACAAUUUUGCAUAAUUUUAAGGGUAUAUUUACACCUUUUAAACACCAUGUUUACAUAUAUAUAUAUAUAUAUAUAUAUAUAUAUAUAUAUAUAUAUAUAUAUAUAAUCUACAUAUAAGGUAACGCUGUGUUCAUACAUUGCAUUACAGAUCCUGCACUGAUCCUGAAUAACAUACUGUUAUAUUUCAGACCUACGCUCACAAUUCUGCUGGUUACGCAAGGGACAUUUAUUUUUUCCCACAUCACACUACUUGUCAAUUUCUUCUGUAAAGAUUUCAGCUUCAAACUCUGCAUGUACACACUGACUCAUCCGGCAGAAUGGUAAGUGCAGUAUAUAACAGGAUGUAACUCGGGAUCAGUAUCGGAUAUGUAAUAGAUUUCCAAAGUAACUUUUUAUGUAGAAUUUUUUAAUAUGUAAACUGUAAAACAAAGCUUAAAGGUGAACAUACAAUACAGCGGCUAAUACUAUAUGCAGUAGCAUCUCAACCAUUAGUCAGGGUGUUAUGCUCUGAUGAUCUUUCUUUUAGUCACCAUAAAUGUCCGUCAAAUAUAUAAUUAGGUAAUGCAAAGUAUAUAUACCCUAUCUAUGAGCUUUGCAAGCACUUUGGGGGGAAUUUAUUAAAAGCAGCAUCUGAGAGUAACAGAAGGCUGGCUUAAAGGGG